ACCAAAUUAGCCUAGCUUCUUAACAAACCCUGCAUAAAAACUUGAUAAUAACCUUCUCUCCACUCUCAUAUAACUUGUGAUCAAUCUCUUCUUAAUCUCUUUAUUUAAUUCUUUCUUCUGAUAUUGUUGUUGUAGUUAUGUUAAUUAUUAUUUUUGCUCCUUUUUAGAGAUACAAGAUAAGAUCAUAAAUUAAAUAGGCAUUAGAUAAGUGAAAGAAAAGACAUGCUCAUCACUUCUUAUUCUCUUCUUAGGCCUCUCCUUCAAUCAAACCACUCUAACUUAUUGUCACCAAGUUCCAUUCACUUUCACACUCUUUGGACUGUAAUCAGCAACUUGUUCUUCUUGAUAUCAUUCACAUUCAUGUAUUUUCUACCACCUCAAUCUAAGGGCUAAUAAUUAAGAAUUCAGAUUUAGUAAAGUUCCUCUCUUCUGAUAUACAUAAUAAUAAACUCACUUGUUUUUGCUGAUAGUGCUUUUUCUUUCUUUUGAGAUUAUUAUUAUGGGUUUGAGUUCUAAGCAGGUUUCAAGUACAGAACUUGAUUGGAACAAGGCCUUGUUGCAAUCAUCACAAAACUUGGAGCUACCAUCAAAGAUUACUACUAUGAAGAAACAACAACAGCAGCAACAACAAAUUCAGCAGCAGCAACCAAUAUUAGAGCCUUUGAGGUGUCCAAGAUGUGAUUCAACAAACACAAAGUUUUGUUACUACAACAAUUACAACAAGUCUCAGCCUCGCCAUUUCUGUAGAGCUUGCAAGAGGCACUGGACUAAAGGUGGAACUCUCCGCAAUGUUCCUGUUGGAGGUGGAAGAAAGAAUAAGAGACCAACCAAGAAAUCAACAACCACUACUUCUAUUAGCACCACCACCACUACCACUGUUACCACCUUAAAUGGUGGUGGUGGAAAAAUGGAAGUUCAACCUCAGAGUAAUCGUCCUCUUCCUCCUCCUCCUCCUGCUACUCUUUACCAAUCUAUGAUUCGUCCACCACCCUUGCUACCACAACAGAAUAAUAAUAAUAAUCUAUCAGAAGUUAAGGACUUUGGUGGUAGUGGAAUGUUUCUGAGUUCAUCAUCAUCAGCUUUGAAUCUUCCUCAGAGUCAAAGUCUAAUCUUUCCCUUCUCAACAACAUCAAGUUCUAGUUUUGAUGCAAACCCAUGUUCAGUUUCAGCUUCCAAUAUUUAUAGCUAUGGUGGAGAAGAGUUUAAGACAAUGGAGGAGACAACCAUCAAUGGUACUAACACACACCUAUGGGAGAUUCCAUUACCUGCUACAACAACAAGUGUUGCUAUGGAAAUGCCUUCAAAUUAUUGGGGUUGGGAGGACCUUGAUCCUUUGGUCUCAACUGAUCUAAAUGUUCCUUGGGAUGAUUCUGAUAUCAAACCUUGAGAGCAAGAAAUUAGAGGAAAAAAGAAGACAGAGAAAAAAAAUUGAAGUGACACAGUUAUAUAUAUGUCCAUAUAUAGAUUAAUAAUUAGUUUUUUUUUAAUUAUUGGGGGUGUUUUUGUGUUUUAAUAGAGAUUAGUAAGUGUUCUUGUUUUUUUUCAGAAGGA
This is a messenger RNA of Arachis stenosperma, 1551 nucleotides long. RefSeq names its product dof zinc finger protein DOF3.1-like. Bases 500 to 1387 code for a protein of 295 amino acids. Gene Ontology annotation, biological process: regulation of DNA-templated transcription. The transcript has a single exon. Gene Ontology annotation, molecular function: DNA binding; DNA-binding transcription factor activity. NCBI's taxonomy places the organism in Eukaryota, Viridiplantae, Streptophyta, Magnoliopsida, Fabales, Fabaceae. The record is from RefSeq and is a predicted model, not a curated record.